GAGGGCUCUGUGUGCAUGUGAGUGCGAGAAAGAGAGACGGAGUGGAGAGAGAGAGAACGAGAGAGAGAUGCAAUGCGGGGAAUCCAUGUGUGUGCAAGGAAGAGCUUUAAGUAGAGCGGGAGAAAGCAGAGCAAGCAGCAGAGAUCUGAAGAGUCAGUGUGAGCUUCAGGGUCGGGGAAAGACAGCAGCAGCAAGUCCGUCUCUUUCAUUCUGCCGCCGCUCGGAUCUCUCCGACCGGCUGUGGAGCUGUUGCUGCUGCUGCUGCUGCUGCUGCUUGCUGACUGCGGGGGAGACUCUGUGGCGCUGUACACAGAGUCCAAAAAUCUUCUUCUCAUCUGCUUCCUUUACUGCCACACAAGGUUGAAGGUUUGAUGCGUCCGCUCUCGACUUGAAACACCAAUGAUCCCUCGGCAGCACACCCUCUCACGAAGAUGGGAAAUGCCUCCGAAACGUAUCUGUUUGCGUCCAGAAUAUCAAAAGAAAAUGACUUCAUCAUGGGGACAUUAUAUACAAUUUUUGGUGUGCUCUCCGUACUGGGAAACGGGAUCCUGCUGUUCGUGGCUUAUAGAAAAAAGUCCUCCUUGAAGCCAGCAGAGUACUUUGUCAUCAACUUGGCUAUCAGUGACCUGAUGAUGACCAUCUCCCUCUUUCCUAUUGCUGUAGCGUCAGCCUACAGUCAUCGAUGGCUGUAUAAUAAAGUCACCUGCAUCGUUUACGCUUUCUGUGGCGUUUUGUUUGGCCUGUGCAGUCUGACGAACCUAACGGUGCUUUCUUCUGUCUGCUGGCUCAAGGUCUGCUGCCCAAAUUAUGGCAACAAGUUCUCCUCCUGCCACGCCUGCUUGCUUGUCGCCGGGGUCUGGUGCUACGCGGCCGUGUUUGCCGUGGGGCCCCUGUUGGGGUGGGGAGAGUACGGGCCCGAGCCGUACGGUACAGCAUGCUGCAUCGACUGGCACGUGCCUAGCCAGAACUCUCUGGCUAUGAGCUACAUCGUCUGCCUCUUCUUCUUCUGCUACAUCGUUCCCUGCAUGGUCAUCUUUCUGUCCUACGUGUUCAUCCUGUUGACCGUCCGUGGCUCCCGCCAGGCAGUGCAGCAGCACAUGUCCCCUCAGAACAAGAUCACCAAUGCACAUGCACUUAUUAUUAAGCUGUCCGUGGCAGUUUGCAUUGGUUUCCUGACAGCAUGGAGUCCCUACGCGAUUGUGUCCAUGUGGGCAGCAUUUGGUAACGCCUCAAAAGUACCACCUAUGGCUUUCGCACUGGCCGCUAUCUUCGCCAAGUCCUCUACACUUUACAACCCCAUUGUCUAUCUGGUUUUUAAACCCAACUUCCGCAAGUCUCUCUGUCGGGACUUAGCCCUGUGCAGAAGGUCACUCUGCGGGUGUUUGUGUCAACACAAUUCCACCCAGAAGGGACCGUGCCGGCAACCUCAUGACAAAGAAGAGUGUAACUCUACGCAGUUUUCCAACGGACUACUGGAGAAUCACGGCACAUGCAGACACUGUACUUGUCCUGAGAUUACGACUGCCAGGGAAAACUGUUUGGACUGCGACCCGACGAGGGCUGCCGCAAUGCUACAUAGCGAAGUGACUGUCAGUCAACUCUCCAAUGAGCAGCAGAGUGACUUUCUCUAGGCUGAACUCGCACUUGACUGCAAAGGCAGGGAAGCAGGUGGGAAGAAAAGACACUGGAUGUGAGACGUUUCUCACAAGCGCGCACAGAUGGCAACUGCAUUCAUCAAUGAGAAACUACAGGUCAGGACUUCAAAGACAAAUGUUCAAAGAACUUAUCUAACGCCUCAAGUAUGUGAUACUGCCAAAACAACGCCCCUGUCAUGCAACAACCAACAUGCAAGUACAUCAAAGUUAAAUCAGGUAAUGUAAACAUGCACUGAACUGAUCAGAUUCCAGAUCACCUUGAAGAGGACUUGGAAAAUGCCGAUGAGAUUCAGAGGCACGAGCUCUGAAACUGCCUUUAACGUAAUUAUGAAUAAUGUAUCAGGCGCUGUGUUUGGUUGAUGUAUUUAUUGAUGCAUGCCUCAAAUAGGAAGACAAUGUGGUUAUAUUUAUUUAAAAAGGAGGACUUUCCUUUGUGCUGCAUUGGUUUCAAUGUGUCAGCCCAAGUCAUUUGAGAGAAGCGACCAAGCACCCGUGGGAGGUUCUUGUUAGUCAGUCAGCUGUCGCCAGGAAGACACUGUGACAACAUCCGUUGCAUUCUCUGUACUUAGUAGGAAAGCCUCAGGACAAAGGAUAGCAACAGUCAGAUUCCUUCGUCAAAACACAUCAUCUCUUUAAAUAAGCUACACAUCUUAAAUUGUACAAAAGAUGAAUUACACUGUGACAAGAGGUACUUAAAUCGGAACAUUCUGACAGAAUGAGUGUUUUGCUUUUCUUGGAAGAAUGACAACUAUAUAAAGGAAAAUAUGACAAAUUUAAGAAUAUUCUUCGUAAUAUUACUUCCAGAAGCAAUGUAUCCACUAUUUAAAGUGUUCAUAAAAAUGAGAGCUGGCUCUUAUUAGAAAACUCUGAUCUUAAAUAGUUUGCCGUGUGUGUGUGUGCGCGCGUGCGUGGGUAAGCAAGAGAGAUGGGCUGGUUUGUUUUAUGUAAAGAUGUUGCUUUUCAUAGCUUUGGUGAUUCUUUUUAAGAUUAUUAGAUAGAUAGAUAUAUAAGUAUUUAUUAUUUUCAUACCUGGAGAAAAUGUGAACGAUACCUACAAAGGCAGGGAACUGUCAAUCUGACAAUCAAAUACAGUAAAUAAUGGAAGAAAACAAAUGAGAAGGUGCCAGUGCAUUGCCAAUAUUCAUUUUCGUUAAAUGUCUCAGUAAGGACCAAAUCAAAUGAAGAAAACUACAGCCUUGCCAAGUCCCCCCAUCCCCUUCCAAAAAAAAAAAUUAAAAAAGUAUCCUGCCAACUAUUAAAAACGUAAUAUGAUUUGCUGGGUAUCUAUCCAUCCUCCCAGACCUAGGAUUAAACUUCUUGCAGUAAAGUGGCUGUGAUCGAAACAGAAUUAUCUUUUUAAUAUGAACAUGGUACUUGAAUGAGAGACCAGCUGACUUUGGUAGACACAAUACAAUACGUUUUUCGCUGACUAUCUACUCAUUUUAUCUAUCUAUCUAUCUAUCUAUCUAUCUAUCUAUCUAUCUAUCUAUCUAUCUAUCUAUCUAUCUAUCUAUCUAUCUAUCU
Messenger RNA from Hippocampus zosterae (dwarf seahorse), 3179 nucleotides. It is a transcript of the gene opn7b, whose product is annotated as opsin 7, group member b. The transcript has 6 exons. The record is from RefSeq and is a predicted model, not a curated record. NCBI's taxonomy places the organism in Eukaryota, Metazoa, Chordata, Actinopteri, Syngnathiformes, Syngnathidae. Bases 432 to 1631 code for a protein of 399 amino acids. Gene Ontology annotation, cellular component: membrane. Gene Ontology annotation, molecular function: G protein-coupled receptor activity. Gene Ontology annotation, biological process: visual perception; G protein-coupled receptor signaling pathway.